Messenger RNA from Nelumbo nucifera (sacred lotus), 1638 nucleotides. RefSeq names its product LOW PSII ACCUMULATION-like protein. NCBI's taxonomy places the organism in Eukaryota, Viridiplantae, Streptophyta, Magnoliopsida, Proteales, Nelumbonaceae. The record is from RefSeq and is a predicted model, not a curated record.
CUGGGCGGAGAAUGCGAAUGCGGAAGCUCUGUUCUAUCUGCACAGAGAAAAGAAAACGUAGCCUCCCAUUUUCUUCGUUCGUGUUAUUCUUUUUGGUGGUGCACCGUGUCGUCGCUGUAAUUCAGCGGAGUCGAACGCUGUCAGCUCAUGGUACUCCAAGAGGUCGCAUAAUAGAGUCCGCCAAUGGCUACUGCGGCGCAAGCUUCCUGCAUUAUCAGAUUCCCUGAUUUUCAACAGAGAAGUCUCGGGUUUUCCCGCCAAAUCCUUGGUUACAGCAAUACAGCCUCCCCCAUCCAUGGCACAUAUCGCAUUCUACGCCAGGCACCCGUACGGACGAAACGUAUCUCCAUCAUCAGUUGCUCUGCGGCUAAUAAGCCUUCUCCUUCCACCCAAGUCAGUUCUACAGCCAAGAUACGGAGUGAAGUCCUUUCUCCCUUCCGCUCUGUUCGUAUGUUCUUUUAUCUUGCUUUCAUGGCAAGUGGUGCUUUGGGAGGCCUAAUAGCCACCACACAAUUGAUUGCUGCMCUGACAAAUUCAUCUAAAGCAGCAGCUGCCCCUGAGAUCUUCAAAGGACUUGCAAUAGACAUUGGAGCUGUCUCUAUUUUUGCAUUUCUCUAUUCUAGGGAGAACAAAGCUAAGAAUGCUCAACUAGCUAGGCUCUCAAGGGAGGAAAGCCUUUCAACCCUUAAGUUGCAGGUGGAUCCAAACAAGGUUAUCUCUGUGAGCUCCUUGAGAGGAAUUGCACGGCUUGUCAUCCUUGCUGGUCCUGCAUCUUUCAUUGCAGAAUCCUUCAGGCUUAGUGAACCUUUUACUGAAAACCUUAUUGAUCGAGGUGUACUGGUUGUGCCUUUUGCUACUGAUGGGGAUUCACCUAGAUUUGAAUUUGAAGACAACAAGGAGAUGAAGGAAAUAACCGCUAAAAGGAGGCGGCUUUGGCAGCUGGUUCCUGUAUAUGUUUCUGAAUGGUCCCAGUGGUUAGAUGAACAGAAGAAGCUGGCUAAUGUCUCCCUUGAGUCUCCAGUGUAUAUAUCUCUACGGAUGGAUGGUCGUGUCCGUGGAAGUGGAGUUGGUUAUCCUCCAUGGAAUGCCUUUGUUGCACAGUUACCGCCAGUAAAGGGAAUAUGGUCUGGUCUACUUGAUGGCAUGGAUGGAAGAGUUAUCUGAAGGAAAUUUCAUAUGUUUUGUGUACUGAAAGAUUGGUCGACAAAGAGAAUCGUUAGCUAAUGGUGUAUGACUUGAUGGAUAAAAUUAAAAGGGAACCCUUGAUUAAUGAAUUGCAAUAGAGAAUACCAGCAUUCGGGGACCAGGAAUAUUCAAGAUGGAAGCUUUGUACAGAGUAAGCAACUUACCAGAAAUCAGACAAAAAGCUUGUACAUGUUGAAAAAUAAAUGAUCCGAUGAUCGAGAAGCUCUAAAUGUGAAUUUUUUUGUAGGUUAUCUUCCUUCAAUUCAAGAAACAUUUUUAAAUGUUACUAAAAAAUGCUCUGAUAGCUCUUGAUGUACAGAUUUUUUAGUUUCUAAUUUAAGCUUGCUGUUUUCUUUGGCCGACAAAAAAAUUUAACAUUGUCUACACUGUAUUUAUUUGAACCAACACGGUGUAUUUAUUUGAGUUCUAGAUAUUGUUCUAUUUUUUUUUAUA